This is a messenger RNA of Cyprinus carpio (common carp), 5648 nucleotides long. RefSeq names its product tumor necrosis factor receptor superfamily member 16-like. Gene Ontology annotation, molecular function: coreceptor activity; death receptor activity; nerve growth factor binding. Lineage: Eukaryota; Metazoa; Chordata; Actinopteri; Cypriniformes; Cyprinidae. Gene Ontology annotation, biological process: Rho protein signal transduction. The record is from RefSeq and is a predicted model, not a curated record. Gene Ontology annotation, cellular component: plasma membrane; cell surface.
GGCAAGCACUCGUGCCCCCCUCAUCUCUGCGUGCACGACUCUCUCCUCCGCAGUGCACUGCUGGACAGCGCUGAGCGCGGAGUACAGGACAGUGCAGGACAGUUAGCGCGCAUCAGCGAGGGCACGCGCUACCGUACAGUCCUAAAGAGAGCAGCACCCACAUGGAGCUAAUAUGAACUGUCUGAAGGCUGAUCUCCACUUCUCGACUCACACUUACAGAUUUACUGUUUGAGAGGGAAGGGACAUAUCAGAAAUGGACACAUUGGUGUGGAUCUGGAUUUGUGGCGCGCUUGGGCUGGUGUUUGGCUCUAAGCUGGAGCAGGCCAUAGACGAGGAGUGUGAGUCGGGCAGUUUCACUCGAGGUGGGGAGUGCUGUUUGCUGUGUCCUCCAGGAGAGGGAGUGGUCAAGGAGUGUGGGGCCACCCAGACCGAAUGCGGUCAAUGCUUAGACAGUGAGACAUUCUCUGAGACGUUCAGUCACACGGAGAGGUGUCAGACUUGCAGAGAAUGCACGGGUCUUAUGCGCAUGCAGACCCCCUGCACUGACUCGAACGAUGCUGUCUGUGUGUGCAACUAUGGCUACUUCAUGAGUGACCUGACGGGCGAGUGCGAGCCGUGCACUGUGUGUCCGCGCGGUCAGGGUGUGCUGCUGCGCUGCGAGCACUCUCACGACACGGUCUGUGAGGAGUGUCUGGACGACACCUACUCUGAUCAGGAUAGCACGCUGGACCCCUGCCUGCCCUGCACCAUCUGCGAGGAGGGAAUAGAGAUUCUCAUGAGGAAUUGCACACCCUAUGAAGAUGCAUGGUGUCAUGAUCCGUUGAGUCCUACCUAUCCCACUUUCGCUAGUGAUUCCAGUACAUCUGUCACUGAUCCAAAUGGUUUGUGGAGCCCCAACCCCGGAGGGGAUGCCACCACACCCAAACCUAGCUCCCCUCACUUCAUUGGCAGAGGACUAAAUGAGAACCUGAUUCCCAUCUACUGCCCCAUCCUUGCAGCGGUUGUAGUCGGCCUCCUGGCUUACAUCAUCUUUAAGAGGUGGAACAGCUGCAAGCAGAAUAAACAGGCAGCUAAUAAUCGCGCAGCCACAGCCAAUCAGACACCAUCUCCAGAGGGAGAGAAGCUGCACAGUGACAGUGGCAUCUCAGUGGACAGCCAGAGUCUGCAGGAGCAGCAAGCACAGACACAGGCGCAGGCCCACACACAGAUGCAUGCAACAGAGCAGAUCGUGGUGAGAAUGGAUGGAGGGGCUCAGCCUGACUCCCCUCCACCUCAGGCCUAACCAGUGAGGAAAAGAAUGCUAUGUUAUCAACAGUAAAGGAUGAGAGGUUGGAGUGAAGGAAACAAGGAUGCAAGGAAAGAGGAGAAUGGAGGAGUAAAGCCAUGAUGGCCAUCCAGCAAGGGACACAGAGACAAGAACUUGGAUCCUUUAGAACCCAGCAUGGACAAUUGAUUGAUGAGCUGGUUCAACAGCACCAGUGGAUCCACAUCAGCGAUAAGACCUUGGCUUAAAAUAGCCACUUCUAAAUAAACAUAAGCCUAUUACCCUGAAGAAAGUUCACCAUAACGUAUACUGAAACCCACCACAAACUCUGAUGAAUGUUUAACAUAUAAUGGGUUUCUCAGAUGUAUUAAUGUGCCCUUGUGACACAAACUCUGAAUGUCCUGUGCUUCACAAGAGGAUGUAAGGAGACACUAUCACAGACUUCAUGGAUAUCGCGCAAUUUAGCAGCCACACCAUGGUUCCUUGAUCUGGCGCCAUCGUUUUUGCCUUAUCUUUGAAGUAUUAAUAGAUUUUGUCUAUAACAUCAAGGCCCUUUAUUUAAUCAGAAUUGUACGCAUUUUCAUUCAGCCAUUUCCAGGCAUGUGUUAAAACUUUGUUGGGUUUUAUGCGUAACUACCAGUCGCCGUCUAAUUUUAAAGCAGCUGAUCUCAGGUCAGCGUUUAUUGGCAACAACUCACGACUUUGACAUUUGCUGACAUUUAAUAAUGUAAUGACUCAGAUCUAUACUUAGCUCGCCUUCCUUUUUCUCUCCUUCGCAACUUUUUCUCUAUAAAACACAUGCAUGGCGUGUCAUAUUCCCUGGCUUCCUCAAGUUACUGCAGUUUAGGUUUCAUUGCCUAGAUCUUCUUGCCUUCCCUCUUCAGAAAUCUGAGUCACAAUGCAAACAGAAACCAGAACGGAAAGAGCUACAGAACUAUUUUCAUGCCAUCAUGCACUCCUAGUAACCACCAUGUUUAUGUCCUGCCAUUAAUUAAUUCAUACCAUUUUUCAGGUCUGAUAGGGAUUUGGUGGGGAUUCAACUUAGCAGCACAUGUUUAAUAAUGAUUCCAGUAAUGAUUCUUGUAGUACUUUUAAGGAAACUUUAUCGACCCCCUUAAUAAUUUGUUAAACUAUUUACAAAACAAAUAUUGUAAUAUUUUGCUAAUAUAAAGUUACUUUAAUUUGAAGACUUAAAACUACAAAUAUGUAAUUUUAACUACAUAUUAUUAUAUGAAUAACUCGUAACUACACUGACUUAAGUCUCACAUGCCUUAAACUAACAAACCAAUUUUAAUGUUCUAUUUUAAAAGUUUGUUCAUUGACAAUUCAUAUGCAAUCAUCUUACGUGCGGCCAAUACUAGGAUUUCCCCAGCAUAUUUUCAAGUCCCUCUUUUAAAAUCCCCUUAUUUCUCUUUUCCUCCCCUUUCUUAGACUCUACAAUCAUUGACUCUUACUGUAGCUCUUGAUGACUCAUCUGUCUAGGUUUUCAUCAUCUUUUGUCACCACAUUUGUUCUUUCUUUCUUACUCUCCAACUUGGCUACAUGAUUCAUUCCAUGAAUGCUGAUGCAGAUUCAGAUGCUAUAAUGUGGUAUGAAUUACUCGACCAUCUCAGCAGUAAUGUGCUGGAAGCUGUCAUGGUCAGUACGAAAAAGUCUUAGGAUGCGUCACUGACCUGGACUAAGGGGCAAUAAAAAGUACUUUAACAUUAUUAUUUAAGCGUUAAAGUAAACCAAACAAACAAUUUAACGCUCAACAAAAUAAAUAGAAUGGCUAAAAAUAGUCCUUGGCUUCCUGUUUUUUAUCCAUCCAAUGGAUAUUGCACUUGUAAAUAGAUGUUAGGGACCUAACACAGAUAUUCCAUAUCUCAUCCACACCAUAGACUGUAUAAAAACAUGGACGAAGUGUCCAUGACAUCACCCGUAGUUUUCUGAAAAUCGUUUUUGAAUCUCAAAGUGGACGGAGCCGGCCGUCGCCAUCUUGCCAGCGCGUCACUCCCAGAUCAUCGAAAAUGGGCAAAAAGGUGGGAGCUGGUUGCUGACUGUCUUUCGUUGCAUUUCUAAUGCGCUCACUGUCAGGCUCUGGAAUAAACAUGAGAGUCAUUAGUUAGACAUUCCUGUCAGGCAGGUACAAAUUACCCCUGAAGCCUUCCAUUUCUCUUCCCCACAGUCAGUUCACUCUCCUGGGCCUCUGCUCUGCUCAGCUUCCCUUCCCUGGAGCUCUGCCUCUCCAUUCUGGGACUCACCAUUCAACUUUUUUGCUCUCAGCUCCACUACUAUUCCUACACUCUUAAAAAUAAAAAGGUGUCUUCAAAGCGAUGCAAUAGAAGAACUAUUUCAGGUUCCUCAAAGAACCUUUUAACCAUCAGCUUUUUUUUUCUCCUAGUGUUAAGAACAUUUUAAUGACCUAAAGAACCUUUUUCCACUAUAAAGGGUCUUUUGUGGAAUGGAAUGGUUCCAUGGAUGUUACAGGUUCUUAAUAGAACCAUAGAUGCCAAUGAAGAACCUUUAUUUUUAAGAGUAUACAUCAAUGAUUAAUCUACAGGAAAUCACAUUUUGAUACAACAAGACCAUGUAUUUACGCCUCCAAAAAUCCAUCUUAAGCAGUUAGCUGUAUUUUGGAACAAUUCAGCUGAUUUAAGCUGGUUGACCUGCCACCUUAGUUCAUAAGACAAUUUGACCACCUUAAGCUGGUAUGUUUAAAAAUAAAAAAUAAAAAAAAACCCUACCAGUUUAAGCUGGAUUUUCCAGCAGGGUAAUAUUUCUGUACUCAGUGCAAGUUAAUGACUGGUUUAAACUAUUAGACUCUCUGCCUUCUGCUUUUUUGGCAGGCAGGUUGUCAGCUCCAUCAGCUUUUAUACAGCUUUAGUUGCAUGCAUCUCCCCUGGUGCUGUGCUUUCCAUUAAAUCAGGCAGCAAAGCAUAUCAUUGGCUUCUAGAGUUGCUUGCAUGCUAGUGUUUAAUGCACAUCAUGGGUUGAACGUUCACUCGUGGGGCACUUCACUGAUGUUUGUUCUGAUAUUAGCCUACUUGAGAGAACCUGAUGAGAUCAAGAUAAGAUCUCUCAGUCUGUCUGCGGGAAUGCACUGAGAACAUAUUGGGUCGUGUUUAUCCCAUGCUUUGAUUCUUAACACAGAGCAGAAUAGUUGGCAGACAUCGAAUAGAGAGAUUUGUGAUGACAAUACAAUAGAAGUCUGAGUGACUGAUGCUUCUCAGGGGGUGGUGAUGUGAAUAUAUCGAAAAUAUGGCUAUAUUUUCAUAGUAUGCUAAACUGACUGGUUGUUGUAAUGUGUUCUGAGAAUAUACAGUAAGUAUGAGAGAGAGCCAUUUAACAUGUGUUUCACAUAUAACUCAGACGACUUGUGCUUGGCAUCUAAAAGGCGUCCAUGCAUCAGUAAGCAUCUAAAACAAUUGAUGUUAACUGGUAGAUGGACUCUUGAAUCAGUUCCCUUGAAUGUGCCAAAGUUGCCAUUAAAAAAAACAGCCAGAAAGUGUAUCAGAUGAAAACAAAACUUGUUUGCAAUAUAUUCACAUGCUAAAAAACUCCAUCCUUGUCUCUCCAUCUUUCUUCAUUUCUACUUCAGUAAUUCUUAAUUUUUUUAUAAACAGAUGUUUUUUUUUUUUUUUUUUAAAUAGAUGUAUUCUUUGAGAGCAGUAUUUUAUAGAGACAGUUUACUGUUGUAGCACUUAAAACCAAUUGAAUUUGAACACUCAAAGAGUGUCCAUCACCAGAAAGUGCCUGUGGACUUUUUCAGGUGUCUUUGAACAGUGUUCAACAAGUUUGAUUUCAUGUGUUUAUGUAUCUAUUUUGCCUGUGUGUUCUGUGUUAAUUAUAUGUGAUAGUUUUUUUUUGCCUUUUUUUGGUCUUUUUAAUCUUUAGUUAUAAGAAAAUGUUGAUGAGGUAUGAAAACAGUAUGUCAUUAUCCAGGUAAAAUACAUUCAGGUGAAUUAUCAUUUGAUCUAUUAUUCUGUUUCUGAGAAAUGCCUACGCUGCAAAAAACAAAACAAAACAAAAACCUUUUUUUAUGUUAUUCAGUUAAAAUAUCUAAACAUUCUUGCUUGAGAAACAAAACUAAGACAUUUUCAGAGAAUUUAUGUUGAAUUAAGUUCUUUUACCCCAUUAUCCCAACAACAAAAUUGAAAGAAAAAUUUAAUUAUAUAUUCUCUCAAAAUGAUUAUUGCUAUUUUACACAAAUUUGUUUCUCAAAUAAUUUUAUUUUACUUUAUUUUACUUACUUUACUUGGAAAACAAGACAAAAAACUGCUUAAGAAUUAAGAAAUUAGUUUUUCUCUUCUUUUUUGCAGUGUAAAAAGACAAAUACUGUAUGUGUUACGUCCAUCCCAUUGUGGGAAUAGAUGAUGCACCCCCCCCCCCACCAAAACUUAAA